AUGCACUACAUAGCCGACACACGUCGCCAGAGCGUUGAUCAGAAGCUGUGCCAGCCAGACGCUACCAAAUGCAAAGACAGCGGUCGAGAAUACCUUCCUAUCGAAGACUACGCUAUCAUUGGCAACUUGCGCACGGUUGCUCUCUGUGGCACCGACGGCUCGAUUGAUUUCUUCUGUUACCCCCAAUUCGACAGUCCGUCAGUGUUCUGUCGCCUUCUGGACAAGGACAAGGGUGGACAUUUUUCCAUCACGCCGACAAACUACCAGAGCAACCGGCAGCAGUACUUACCGAGCAGCAACAUCCUGGCCACCCGCUUCAUGUCCGACGACGGUGUGUCCCAGAUUACGGACUACAUGCACCUACCGACCGUCAAUCAGCGUGUGUCGACAAAGCCACUCUUACCCUGGAUCAUCCGGACCGUCGAGGUGAUCCGCGGAACGGUCGAGUUUGACCUGGAAUGCUUCCCGGCCUUCAACUACGCCCGGGACACACACACGACUGAGAUUGUCUACCCCGAAGAGAAAACAUCGUACUAUGCUGGCACAAAAAGGGUGGUCUUUAAGUCCAAAACCCUGACGAUGGACCUGCGCCACAUCGUCAAAUGCGGCGACCUGGAGUGCCCGGCUGUCAACAUCACGAUCGACAAGGCUGGGCUAGUCUGCUCAGGCCUAAAGGGUCCCGGAGCCCGGUCAAGGUUUACACUUCAGGAGUCGCAGCGGGCCACCUUCAUUUUCCGCCAACAUCAUCUUGCGAUCAAUCCGCCCCUGACAGCCAGUCUGAUGGAAGCUCUGUUUAGACAGACUGCGACAUACUGGCAAACCUGGGUUGAGAGCUCUAUCUACCGAGGAAGAUGGCGUGAACCAAUGCUUCGUAGUGCACUAACCUUAAAGCUCUUGACAUACGAACCUACGGGUGCAGUCGUUGCUGCAGCUACAUUUGGUAUCCCUGAAGCUAUUGGUGGUCCGCGCAACUGGGAUUAUCGUUACGUGUGGGUGCGCGAUGCUUCUUUUACGAUUUAUGCGUUUCUGAGACUUGGGUUUACAAAGGAGGCAGAGAGAUAUAUGCACUUUAUAGAAGAAAGGUGUAAUGAUCUAAAUGAUGAUGGAUCGUUAAAUAUAAUGUACAGCAUCGAUGGAUCAAAGAAAUUAGAUGAGUAUGAACUGGACCACCUUGAUGGCUAUCGGUCGUCUCGUCCUGUACGAAUCGGCAAUGGUGCAUACGAUCACCUCCAAAUGGAUAUUUAUGGCGAACUUUUGGAUUGCAUAUAUCUGUACAACAAGUAUGGAUCACCAGUGUCUUAUGACAUGUGGUGCUCUGUUAGAAAACUGGUGAACUACGUGUGUGACAAUUACUAUGAGCCAGACAUGUCUAUUUGGGAAGUGCGUGGCAAGAGACAGCACUUUACAUACUCUCUUGUUAUGUGCUGGGUGGCCAUUGACCGAGGACUAAGACUUGCCGAUAAACGCGUCUUCCCGUGCCAAGACAGAGAUCGAUGGAUGAAAAUACGGGACGAGAUUUACGAAUUGGUUCAGACAAAAUGCUACAACAAGGAACUCAAGAUGUUUAGCCAGAGUGUCGAGUUCCCCGAAGCAUUAGAUGCCAGCACACUAAUUAUGCCUCUUGUGUUCUUUAUGUCUCCUACUGAUCCACGCCUAUUGUCGACGAUUGAUAAGAUGUUACUCCCACCAGAAAAAGGUGGUUUGGUUGCAAAUGAUCUUGUUUUUAGAUACAAUUUCUUGACUACGGAUGACGGCGUGGGUGGACUAGAGGGAGCAUUUUCAAUGUGUACAUUCUGGCUUGUCGAGGCACUUACUCGGGCCGGCAAAUAUGACAAAAAGAAGCUCAAGCGGGCAGUGGCCAUGUUUGAGAAGAUGCUGUCUUAUUCCAACCAUGUCGGUCUGUUCUCGGAAGAGGUUGCUCGGUCAGGAGAGCUCCUGGGUAAUUUCCCUCAGGCAUUUACUCAUAUCUCGUUUGUCAGUGCUGCUUAUAAUCUUGAUCGCGUUCUUUCAGGCUCUUAG
Messenger RNA from Phycomyces blakesleeanus NRRL 1555(-), 2019 nucleotides. Its product is annotated as glycoside hydrolase family 15 protein. Gene Ontology annotation, molecular function: hydrolase activity, hydrolyzing O-glycosyl compounds. Lineage: Eukaryota; Fungi; Mucoromycota; Mucoromycetes; Mucorales; Phycomycetaceae. The record is from RefSeq and is a predicted model, not a curated record. Gene Ontology annotation, biological process: carbohydrate metabolic process. Bases 1 to 2019 code for a protein of 672 amino acids. The transcript is spliced from 9 exons.